Messenger RNA from Drosophila innubila, 863 nucleotides. RefSeq names its product serine protease 1-like. The coding region runs from base 23 to 817 and encodes 264 amino acids. The transcript has a single exon. Gene Ontology annotation, biological process: proteolysis. Lineage: Eukaryota; Metazoa; Arthropoda; Insecta; Diptera; Drosophilidae. The record is from RefSeq and is a predicted model, not a curated record. Gene Ontology annotation, molecular function: serine-type endopeptidase activity.
GAACAGCAAUCGUGUGUGGAACAUGAAGGCAUUCGUAGUAUUCGCAUUGGCCAUCGCUGCCGUCUCUGCGGAGGUAGUCGAGCAGGUCUACCCCAAGGAUCUGCCAAAGUCCGAUAAGAUCGAGGGACGCAUUACCAAUGGCUAUCCAGCCUACGAGGGCAAGGCUCCCUACACCGUUGGCCUGGCUUUCAAUGGUUGGUGGUGCGGUGGCUCCAUCAUUGGACACACUUGGGUGUUGACUGCUGCUCACUGCACCAACGGUGCCAGCUCUGUGACCAUCUACUACGGUGCCACCUGGCGUACCAGUGCCCAGUUCACCCACACUGUGGGAAGUGGCAACUUCAUCCAGAACCGCAACUGGCCCAACCAAAAUGGCAACGAUAUCGCCCUGAUCCGCACUCCCCAUGUCGAUUUCUGGCACAUGGUCAACAAGGUGGAUCUGCCCAGCUUCAAUGAUCGUUACAACAUGUACGAUGGCUGGUGGGCUGUUGCCUGUGGAUGGGGAGGCACCUACGAUGGCUCCCCUCUGCCCGACUGGCUGCAGUGCGUCGACCUGCAGAUCAUCAGCAAUAGCAAGUGCUCCCAGACCUAUGGACACCAACCCGAUGGUAUUCUCUGCGUGGCCACUCCCAACGGCAAGUCCACCUGCCAGGGUGACUCUGGUGGCCCAUUGGUUCUCCACGACCACAACAAAUUGGUUGGUGUUACUUCCUGGGUUUCUGGCGCUGGAUGUCAAUCUGGACACCCCUCUGGCUUCACCCGUGUCACCGCUCACCUGGACUGGAUCCGUGACAACUCUGGUAUUGCUUACUACUAAGAAAUUGCAUUACUUAAAAUAAAUCAAUAUCAUUGAACAUAAUGAA